GUCGGACUGUUGUUCAGGACGGAACAGACAACCGUUGACGCACAAAGAUUGUCUGUUUUGUCGGGCUCUCGUUUGCAAAAACCGUGAAAUAUUAGACGUGACCUUGGUACAGCAGCCGAUAUUAAUAUUUCUUAGUGGAAUGUAUCUGAAGUGAAUCCCCAGGAUGGACAGAGGUAUUUCCGCAUUACCCGGUCCGUCUCUUCCCCUCUCCUCCCUGCGCCUCCUGGUGCCACCCAUUCGGCUUGUCUCUGCAGCCAUCUGGCAAACGGUGGAGCAGAAAAUUGUGUCGGAUUAUGGUCUGCUUGAGGAGUUUGUAUUUAGGGUCACAGAGAUUGUUCCCCAGCUUCUUUCAACGAGGCAGAGGGCUGAACUCAUUCUGGGCCUCAGAGCACGACUGAUUCUGGAACUGUGUCGCUCUGAGCAGACUGCUGACCUCCAGAUUAUUCAGCCACAUCUCGAUCGUAUGCAGAACCUCAAAACACUCUGGAAUGCAGAGACUAACAACGCAGACCCAUCUGACUCUCAGUUUAUGGGACUUGUGAAAAACCUGCUGCGAGAUCCUGAAGAGAGGAGAAAUUUCUUCCAGGAUGUUUUCCCAGGAGACUUUGGCCCCACAUAUGACAAAGCAAUCCAGACAUUGAUGUGGUUGUUUCUGUCCAGACUUGAAAAGCUUCUUCCAACCCAGUCUUUGCAACAGAUUGCGUCUCUUCUUGGUGAUGCCUCGUCUGUUCUAAAUGAAUACGUGGAGUCUUUCGCUCGGCCUCAGGAGCUGAAAACACUGCUAGACGCUCAGAAAGACCUCAGCCAGUUGGAUGACAUCGAUUCAUAUGUUGUAGACAGUGGAAUCCUAUCAGCCCUCUGUCUCCCUCCUGUGGAAAGAGUUGUAAUCGUCAAUGAACAAACAGAGCCCGGUACAGAGAGUGGCCUUGUGUACACAGUUUGCACAGAGAUGGAAGUGGAGUCUGAGAAUAAGGAAGUGUACGUGGAGGGAGCUGGGAGUUCUGAAGCAGCUGUUCAAAGCCAAUGGUUUGGCCUGAGCAGCGAGGUGAAAACAGAAGCAGAUACUGAGGUGGUUCCGGAGCCCAUUGAAGGUAACGGGGCCAAUGAGAUUGAAAUGACAGACGACCACCAUGACGGACAACCUGAAAUGUUAAUGAUCGGGGAGGACGGUCAGGUGACUGUCCUUGGUGGCGUGGAGAAGAAAAGACGUGGGAGAAAAAAGAAACAACCUAUAGAUAAAGACUUUGAAGUAAGGGACAAACAGGCAGAUCCGGACUUUGUCUUGUGGGACAGACCAGUGCGAAAGAACCGGGGCCUCAAGAUGAAACGUUACCUGUCUCAGUGGAGGAAAACCGGAAAGACACCGGGUGCCAACAGUACCACAGCUAAGAGAUUUCCCAGAUCCCAAGGUUCUGCCAAAACCAAUGACUUGGAAGAUAGAACAUGCAAACUGUGUGGUAAGGUGGCGAGUACUGCCAGAUUCUUGGAGCGACACAUGAAUCAACACACAGAAGAACCCCCAUUUUCUUGUCUGUCAUGUAAAAAGUUUUACAAGAGCUUGCGUUAUCUGCAGCAUCACAAAUGUACAGGCCUGCCGAAAGAGAGGAAAGAAAAAGAACCAGAGCCAGCAGAUGAUGGUGAACAGUCGUCCAGUGGGAUUCCAUGUGAGACAACAAAUGAAGAUCAGCUACCAGACACUGAAGAUGACCCUGAUUACUCACCAGACAAGAGGUCUAAAGAAUCAGGACAGAGGAGCCCAGAUGGAAACAAAAGUAUUCUAGAAGGUCCAUUCUACUGUCCUCACUGCAGUGUCGAGUUCAAGUGCAAACAAACGUUUAGGUUCCAUUUAAGGAACAUUUGCUACACUGAGCAGCAGGUCGACCCUGAGAAGCCAGAGGACGUUAAGCAUUGUUUUAGGUGUGACGAGUGUGACAAGGCAUUCAAAUACAAAUCAACUCUAGAUUCCCACAAACAAACGCACAAUCCUCUCUACUGCGAAGUGUGCAUGAAGCUGGUACGAGACUCUGACGCGUUGGCCAUGCACAAGGAGUCGCACACUCCGUUUCAGUGCAACCACUGUGAGGAGAAUUUCCCUGUAUUCAAGGCUCUUCAUAAGCACUACAUCGACGUGCAUAAUCCCACCGAGCCUUUUACCUGCCCCCACUGUCAGGUGACGUUUGCCAGUUUGAAGCGUUUCAUUAGACACGAAUGGAAACACACGGGUUACCAACCGUUUCAAUGUCCGCAUUGCACUAAAAGAUUCAGAUCAUACUCUGACCUUGUGGAGCACCAGAAAAAACACACAAAAGCAUAUCCUUUCCUUUGCUGGGAAUGUGGAAAGAAGUUCAGGCAUGGUGUAACGUUGACGAGGCAUGUUGAGCGUGUGCAUCACGCCGGUGAACCCAUUACAGAGAAACCCACACCAACCUUCACCUGCGCUCAGUGUGGUAAGACCUUCACUUCUAGAAGAUGCCUUUUAAAACAUGACAACUUCCAUCACAAAGGGUUGCGGUUCCCAUGCGAACACUGUGGGAAGGGAUUCUUUGGCAAAGACGCGUUGGUGAGACAUACACUAAUUCACACCGGUGAAAGGCCUUUCAAGUGCGACGACUGCGACAAAUCUUUCCGAUCUGCUGCAGAACUGAAGAUCCACAGGAGAUACCACACCGGGGAAAGGCCGUUUAAGUGCAACAUCUGUGAUAAAGGUUUUGUCCAGUCCUGCUUUCUUACUCUACAUAUGCGAACCCACACAGGGGAGAGACCUUAUGUUUGUAAUAUAUGUAGUAAAGGCUUUUCAAGUCUGCACGGUCUCAAAAGACACAGGAGGCUCGUCCAUGCGUAGUUAAUAUUAACAGUAAUCACUAGAGGGAUGUUCUGUUCUACUAAACCCCUGUUGAAGGAGGUCAGAGGUCAGCUCUGGACCAGAGCUUGAGGAUCUGUUUUUUGUUGAGAAUCUUUUCACAGUGUGGACACUGACUGACGGGGAAAUGAAACUGGACUCCUCAUUUGAAGGACCAUUUUGUUAACUCAUAGGCCACACUUUAAAAGUCUGCAGCUGCCACUGUUGGAAAUGGCUGAAAAUGUGUAAUUGUAUAGUUGAUUAUUAUAAAAAUGUAUCUUUGUAUUUUUUACACAAAUGUUUGCUGUAGUUCUACAUAAGAUUUGUAUGUAUAAAUACAUUAACCUUGUUUCCUCUGGGAAUGGAUUUCAUUUUGCUGAAUAAAAUGAAGAUUUCAAGUGA
Molecule: messenger RNA, 3241 nt
Organism: Sphaeramia orbicularis (orbiculate cardinalfish)
Lineage: Eukaryota; Metazoa; Chordata; Actinopteri; Kurtiformes; Apogonidae
Product: zinc finger protein 93-like
Exons: 7
Coding region: 164-2842 (892 amino acids)
Biological process (GO): regulation of transcription by RNA polymerase II
Cellular component (GO): nucleus
Molecular function (GO): DNA-binding transcription factor activity, RNA polymerase II-specific; RNA polymerase II cis-regulatory region sequence-specific DNA binding
Source: RefSeq, a predicted model, not a curated record